Molecule: messenger RNA, 1911 nt
Organism: Bombina bombina (fire-bellied toad)
Lineage: Eukaryota; Metazoa; Chordata; Amphibia; Anura; Bombinatoridae
Gene: TEPSIN
Product: TEPSIN adaptor related protein complex 4 accessory protein
Exons: 13
Coding region: 25-1749 (574 amino acids)
Cellular component (GO): trans-Golgi network membrane
Source: RefSeq, a predicted model, not a curated record
CGCUGCAGCAGCUGGAAGAUCAGGAUGGCAGUAUUAGAUAAACUGAAAUUCCUGCAUCAGCUUCCACUGCUGCUUAAAGGGACCUCUGAUGAUGACACUCCCUGCCCUGGAUAUAUCUAUGAAGAGAUUGCUAAGAUCUCUUAUGAGUCUCCUGGGAAUUGUCUCUGCCUCUUGGAACAUCUGCUGCAUCGGCUGCAGAACAAAUCCUGUCACGUGAAGCUAAAGGUUCUGAAGAUAUUCCUGUCUUUAGGCUCACAUGGGUCUCCCAUAUUUGUUCAGCAUCUCAGACAUAAUGCUUCAUUCAUCCAAGAAGCUGCUGAUGUCAAUGGGCCUUUUGAUCCUAUACACGAUAGCGGUUUGUACCAGAAGAUACGAGCUACAGCAAAGGAUCUGUUGGGGAGCUUGUUCUCAGACACCACCUCCCAAACUACACCGUUGGUAUUAUCAAAAGAAAGAUCACAGACAGGAAUGGGAUCUCAGGCCACCCACCCUCAGGCUCUUCAAGGCUUUGGAUACACACAAGAAGGUAGCAUUGUGGGGACUUCAGGGGAAACAUUUCUUAAUGGAAUACAGCGAGCUGCAGCAGCAGUGACUCAUGCUGUCUUGCCUGGAGCUGCGUCACUUUCUACCUGCCGCAGAGAUGAGGUGGUGGACACAUACAGACCAGUGACCAUACCUUCCAGUGAUAACCGUCAUCACACAGGGAAACUUCUGCAUGACUCUGCACAGAGUGUGCGAGUCAGUCACCAUUCUGGAGUGCCUGGGGGAGGAUGGGAUGAGAGUGACAGUGGACACAGCUCCCAUGAUUCUUCUCAGGAUAAGUCCACCCACAGCCGAUGUUCUGAUGCUGCUAGCAAAUCUGGCAGUGAUGGCCAAUCACGGAGCACCAAUAGAGAGAACUCUGACAUGACAGAAAGGGUAGAAUCCACUCAUCCUGGAGACUGCCAGCAGGAGGCGCAGCUGGUAUGGGCUGUGACAAGAGGAUGCCGGGUGUUUCUCACACGAGAGGAAGUGCAGCAUUUUGUUAGAGGAUGUUCAGUGCUUAACUGUGAAGUGGUGUUUGAAAUGUUAAACUACUCUCUCAUGAAUGAGGAUUCUUGUAUAAAGAUGCGCUCUAUGUGUGCCAUUGCUGCACUCAUGACCUCUGAUCUUCUGUCACAUGACCAUAUGCUGGGGGUUGUCCAAAGGAAUCUGCAGAUGCUGAGCGAAGGGUCUCCUGGGCCAGUAACAAACAAAGCUACAAAAAUUUUACGUCAAUUUGAAGCACUUACCCAGAAUUCUGUAGGUCAAGGAGCUCUACGACCCAAGACAGUGCAGUACAGUGUUGAGCCCCCCCCUCUAGAUCUACUAAGUGAUGUCCUUCCACCCCCUGAGGAAGGGAGAAUGCUGACACCUGUGAGUUUGCCCUCUUCACCUACAUUGGUAACAAACACCCAAAGUCUUACUGACUGUUGUUCAAGUGUUAAUAAAGCUGCAAGCAAUGGGAAUAAAAGUUGGGACACUGCAAAAUUGGACUCGGAAAGAGAGAUUGAGGUUGCAGACUGCGCAGAGUCAUCAGAUCAAAGAAGUCAUGGUGUUGUAUCAUUGUUUGAUGGCAUGGAGCUGUUGCCUUUGGUCCGAAGCAGUGACCGAGGGGACGGUAUUGAGGGUCCAACCAUAGAGCAGCCCAGAACACACACUGAAAAUUCAGAUCCUGCGUUACCAAAGCCAGGCCUAACUUCUGUCUUCUCCUUUCUAAACUCUACAUGAACUUUACUUGUUAUAUGACGGGAGUAAGUAUAAGUACAUUGGAUUCCGUUUAAAAGGACAAGAAAAAUAUAUUUUUAUAUUAUAUAUUUUUUUUCUCUGUAAGUCAUGAGCCUACUUUGUAACUCAUCAAGUGGUAAAAUUAUUGGUUUUACAUGCUUUAAA